AUGUUCAUUGCAUUAUUAGCACUUGCUACUUUUGCUGCUGCUGAAAAUAUUUAUUUAUGUAAGUACAGUGAUGGAAAACUUAGUUCUGUUCAAGUUUAUGAAAAUCGUAAAUGUUUUUAUGCUGAUGGAGAUUCAGAAAAAUAUGAGUAUGUUCCAGCUACAGCUGAUAAAGAAGCAUAUCUUAAAUACUAUAAAUAUGAUAAUAAUAUUGAAUGUUCUGCUGAAGGUGUACAACCAAAAGAUAUUAUAAUUACUAAGAAAUCAGAACUUACUGUUGAUGAAGAAACAACAAAAGUCUAUUAUUUGUAUAACGAAGAACCAAAUAAAAUGAAUGAAGAAUGUAAACUUGUUGAUGUUUUAAGUUAUUCUGAUAAUAAAUGUACUAAGAAAAUUACCAAUGAAGUUAUGUAUUCAUGUGAUGAUGAAGCUCGUAAUGAUUGUCAUUCAUCAGGACUAUUUUAUUUAAAACCACAAUACAAAGUUGGAUAUUAUGCAGGACUUUAUUAUCUUGAUGAUAAAUGUACUAAAGAAACUGGACUUGGUGCUGGAAUGUUCAAAUGUGGAAUGUGUGUUCCAGUAGUAGAAGGACAAGAAACUAUAUACGCUAAAUACGAAUGUGAAGAUGAAUGUGAGAAGAAACCUAAUGAUGAUGGAUCAAUUGCUACUAUUGUUGCAUUCAUUGCUAUUGCUCUUUUCUUAGUUUUUUAA
This is a messenger RNA of Entamoeba dispar SAW760, 708 nucleotides long. RefSeq lists its product as uncharacterized. The coding region runs from base 1 to 708 and encodes 235 amino acids. The transcript has a single exon. The record is from RefSeq and is a predicted model, not a curated record. NCBI's taxonomy places the organism in Eukaryota, Evosea, Mastigamoebida, Endamoebidae.